Messenger RNA from Angiostrongylus costaricensis, 1482 nucleotides. NCBI's taxonomy places the organism in Eukaryota, Metazoa, Nematoda, Chromadorea, Rhabditida, Metastrongylidae. The record is from the annotation of a GenBank genome assembly.
AUGCGACGUCGUCGUAAUGAGACCAGUGUGGAGAUUCGCAAACAAAAGGGCCAAGAGCUGUUAAUGAAGCGCCGAAAUCAGCUGGUUGAGGACGAGGACGAUGGCGAACUCUCAGACAUGGAUGUAAAAUCCGUGCCAGAUACGACUCGGCUGUCAUACGGCCAAAUCAUCAACAUUCUUAGCAACAAUCCCACUUUGGAACAGACACGCACCUGUUUUGAAGCACUUCGCCGUACACUGUCGCGUUCGAAAAAUCCUCCUGUGGAUGAGGUUAUCAAGUGCGGUUUGGUAAAUGUAUUGGUUCAGGCCCUUAGUGUUCAGGAUGAUAAAGUGCAAUUCGAAGCUGCUUGGGCACUGACAAACAUCGUGUCUGGUACUUCAGAGCAAACUAUAGCUGUUGUUGAAGCAGGCGCUACAUUACCUUUGAUUGAACUCACCCAGAGCCCUAAUCCUAACCUUUCCGAGCAGGCGCUAUGGGCAGUUGCAAACAUUGCCGGAGAUUCUGCGCAGCUAAGAGAUCAUGUUAUUCAGUGCAGUGGUGUGGAAGCUUUGAUGGCGUUAGUACACCGCUUGGACUCGUUGGCGGUGGGAUGUGUUCAAACCCUCGCUUGGGCCUUUUCCAAUAUGUGCCGUCAUAAAAACCCGCAUGCACCCAUUCCAGUGCUGGAUGUGUUAAGCAAAGGAUUGGCGAAAAUCAUUGCUCAUACUGACGCGCAAGUUCGACAGGACGCGUGUUGGGCCAUUUCUUACCUCACUGAUGGUCCAGAUGAACAAAUUGCUCUCGCAAAAAAAAGUGGUGUGCUCCCAUACGUCGUGGAACUUCUUCGGGACUCUGAUACCUUGGCCGCACCUGCACUUCGGGUAUUUGGAAAUAUGAGUACGGGGAACGAUGAGUUAACACAGUGCGUGGUGGAUCACGGAAUCUUGGACGAAAUAAUUCCUCUGUCGGAACGUUCUAAGUCAACAACUGUCGUGAAGGAGUGUUGUUGGUUGAUAUCGAACGUCAUUGCGGGUACUCAAGCCCAAAUUCAGGCAGUUAUAGAUGCGGGAAUCAUGCCAUUUGUCAUCGAAGUGUUACGUUCUGGAGACUUCAAGUGUCAGUUUGAAGCAUCAUGGGCUGUUUCGAAUUUGGCACAGGGUGGUACCUCGAAGCAGAUUCUAUCUCUUCUACAGGAUAACGCCAUUCCAGCUAUGUGUAGUGCACUCACACAUAGUAAUGUAGAUUUGCUGACCAAUAUCCUCGAAUCUCUAUAUACCUUACUGACCACAGUGUCCUUAUGUUGCCCUGAACGUAUGGAUGAGGUUCGAGAUGCUGUUGAGGAACAUGAUGGCCUCAAUUACUUGGAAAGUUUGCAAGGGUCCGAGUCAGACAAGGUGUACACUGGUGCUUAUCGUAUAAUAACGGACUUCUUUGCUGAAGAUGAGAAUCAAGAAGAAUCAAAGGUCAGCGAAGAAAACCAGCCUGUACAAUAUAACUUUUAA